Molecule: messenger RNA, 1360 nt
Organism: Prunus dulcis (almond)
Lineage: Eukaryota; Viridiplantae; Streptophyta; Magnoliopsida; Rosales; Rosaceae
Product: signal peptide peptidase-like 3
Exons: 10
Coding region: 86-1111 (341 amino acids)
Biological process (GO): membrane protein proteolysis
Cellular component (GO): Golgi-associated vesicle membrane; lumenal side of endoplasmic reticulum membrane; cytoplasmic side of endoplasmic reticulum membrane
Molecular function (GO): aspartic endopeptidase activity, intramembrane cleaving
Source: RefSeq, a predicted model, not a curated record
ACUCCUGUAACUUAUUGCAGUGGAGCUUCUAUUAUAUUCCCCCAAGCGUCCAGUGGUGGACUUCUCAGUUGUGUUCUUGUGGCUAAUGGCUGUGGGAACAAUAAUAGUUGCCUCAUUUUGGUCAAAGAUUACCGCUCCUGAGAAGUCUGAUGAGCGCUAUAAUGAACUGGCAGAAAAGGAAUCUAAUACUGGAACAGCGAAAGAUGAUUCUGAGGACGAAGUCAUGAAUCUUAGCGUGAAGGGUGCUGUGUGUUUUGUCAUAACAGCAUCCGUUUUUCUGUUGCUACUAUAUUUCUUUAUGUCUACGUGGUUUGUCUGGGUGCUGAUCGUACUUUUCUGCGUUGGCGGUAUUGAGGGAAUGCAUAAUUGUCUAUUAAGCCUGAUUUUGAGAAAAUGGAGAAGUGGUGGACAGAAGACAAUAACUUUGCCUCUCCUGGAUGAGGUGUCGAUUCUCUCACUUGUUGUGCUGGCUUUGUGUGUGGGGUUUGCAGUUUUCUGGGUUGUAACACGACGGGCAUCAUAUUCGUGGGUUGGCCAAGAUGUUCUUGGUAUCUGCUUGAUGAUAACAGUCUUGCAAAUUGCUCGAUUACCUAAUAUCAAGGUUGCUACCGUACUACUUUGUUGUGCAUUUGUCUACGACAUCUUUUGGGUAUUCCUGUCACCCUUAAUGUUCAAAGAUAGCGUCAUGGUUGUGGUUGCCAAAGGUGACAAUAGUGGUGAAGGCCUACCAAUGCUCUUGAGAAUCCCUCGCUUUUUUGACCCCUGGGGUGGUCAGAACAUGCUUGGCUUUGGGGAUGUUCUGUUUCCGGGUUUGCUUAUUGUAUUUUCUUACAGGUUUGACAAAGAAAAUAAGAAGCGUGGAAUUAGCGGAUAUUUCCUUUGGUUGGUAAUUGGCUAUGGAAUCGGACUUGGUUUUACGUACCUGGGUUUAUAUCUCAUGAACGGGAAUGGUCAGCCUGCUCUCCUAUAUCUUGUUCCAUGUACACUAGGUGUUACGGUGUUUUUGGGACUGAUAAGGCGUGAGCUAAAACAACUUUGGGAUUAUGGCACGGAGCCAGAGGUAUCGCGAAGUACCGUUGAGCCUGCUGUAGAAGGCACUAGAGCAGUCUGACUGCCCCAUCUCUUCAUAUGAUUGGAGUUGAUGCUGAUCUUCAUAAGGCUUAUGGUGUAAAGAGAUUCAUUUGUUUCUUUUGUACAAGAAUAUGUGCUCAACAUGUGCAGAGAAUACAGUGGUAAAGGGCAGUGCUAGCUUUUAACAUUUCAAGUAUAUCACUUUGCCAUUUGCUGUACUCAUGUAUGUAUAUUAUCCUUUUUUUUUAUAUAAAUAAUUUAAUGGCCAAGACUCAGUUAUUCCUAGUAA